UCUUUUGUUAAAAUAAUAUCUAGUGACCCUGCCUUGAUGGUUUAAGGUCUUCCAGUUGUGUUCCUACAUUGGCACACUGUGGCAUAGUCUAUAGAUGACCAUUUCAAUACACAUUACAAGGACAUGGUCCACUAUUGUUGCCUUUUCUUUAUUAGAACAUUACAGGGGCAGACUGACCAUUUGGAAACUUGUGCACUGCCCGAGGGCCCGGGGUCAGUAGGGGGCCCCAUGAGAUGCCCCUGGUACCUUUUCAUAGGCUUUUUUGAGUUUGGGCAAGGACACAGGGGCCCCAUGAUCCCCUAUUGCCUGGGGGCCCCAUGA
Staurois parvus is the source of this 321-nucleotide messenger RNA. The record is from the annotation of a GenBank genome assembly. NCBI's taxonomy places the organism in Eukaryota, Metazoa, Chordata, Amphibia, Anura, Ranidae.